GGCCAACCUGGGAACCUGGAAGCACGGAACAGCCAAGCAGAGGACGAGAUCAAGCAGGAGCAACGAACGGCCAGGAAACGCAAUUUUGCUCGCUUGCGACCCUCGUUCCGCGCCUCCAAUUACCCCGGCACCCAUCCCAGCUGCUUUGUCUGGCUCCAAACUGUACGUUGAAUUUUUUUUGGUAUUGCCAUUCUCUGCCUCCUUUCCCGUCCCCGUACCCGGACUCUGGGCCGUGCAAUGGACAGUCCGCAGCUUGGCUCCAGCGCCGGUUCGCAACGCCGCAGGCUCACUAAGAAGCCGCCGCCGCCGGUAGCUGCAGCGCACCGCUCUCCCCACCAUUCGAGCUCCAUCGCCAGUGCCGGGCCCGACGGCCGUGUUGACGCCCGAUCUCUAGGAAGCAAAAGAAGCUCGACCAGCUUGAGACGGGCUCCCAGCGCGCCCUUGGGCACUAGGACUCCCGCUCUGAAUACCGCGUUCGACUCCGAAUCCUCGCCACGCUUCUCCCCCGCCGCCGCGCCGUCGCCCGCGUUCUUGCACACAGCAGGCCGGUCGCACACCUCCCCCCUCCUUCCCGGCCGCGAGCCUGCGGCGCCAUCUGGGCCCUUCCAGUCGCAUCCCUGGUCUCUGGAAAGCCGGACUGACGCGCAGCAACCACGACACGUCCCGCCUGUGGACGCCCUGCAACCGCUCAGUACCAAGACAUCCGACGAGUUAAUUGGCGCCCCGUUUGACGGCACAGCAAUUCUCGACCGCAUCGCCGCGACGAAAUCGCCCGUGCACGGGAGCAACAGAACCAGCAAUAACACCAGCAAUAAUAGCGACGGCGACGGCCAUUACGGCAAAAGCGGCGACAACGACGACAUCUCCUCUCCAACCCCGCCCCAUCCUACAUUGUCUCACUCACCCCACGCGGAUCCCGGGGCGCCGACCAUGGGACACUCGCCCCCGCCUCUCCGCCGGUCGGCAGUCUUUCCGGCCGGCGAGCCCUCGGUUCUCAGCGAGAAGGCCAGUGGAUCCAAAGCCGACAGCGGCGCGCCGACCAAGCGCUACUCGGACGAGUCCAAGGAGAGCAAGCUCCCCAGCAUGCUCAGGAAGAAAUCGGGUUUCUCCGGCUUUAUGAACAGCCUGGUGGGGUCGCAGAGGAAGCCGCUCAUCUCGAAGCCAGAGAAUCCAGUGCACUUAACGCAUGUCGGAUAUGACAGUUCCACAGGCCAGUUCACGGGUCUGCCAAAAGAGUGGCAGCGCCUUCUCAACGAGAGCGGCAUCACAGAGAAGGACACGCGAGAACACCCGCAGAUCCUCGUCGACGUCCUGACGUUUUACAAAGAGACGCAAGAAAAGCCGCAGGAGGACCAGCAACUAGAGAAAUUCCACGAUGCGCGAGCAACCGACCUACGCGGCAUCGCCACCACCCCGUCGUCCGCGACGACCAUCCCUUCCCCCGGCCUGCUGCAGUCCGGUUAUGGCGGAAUGUCCCCCAUGAUCAGCCCCCCAGCGAGCCCGAGGUUCCCCAACGUCGCCCACGAAGGCAGCUUCGAGAACCCCCGGGCCCCGCCUCCGAUCCCCAAGGGGCCACCGGGGCCUCCGAUGAAGGACAUCAACCUAAUGCCCAGUCGACCGGCGCCGAAGCCUCCGACCAGCCUUGCGACCCGGACACAACCGGCAUAUCCCGCAAAGGACUCGGGAAUCGGCAUGGCCCCGCCUGGGGACGACGUCUCGCCGUCCUACGUUCCCCCCAAAGAUGCCGUGCCGAUGCUACCGGAAGAGCACCGAUCGAGGUCGAGGUCCAAUUCACGAGCAAACGGCACAUCGCCCUACAUGCCUUCGCAGCCCUCUCCUUCCACCACCUCGCCGGCGACCCAGGCAGCAGUCUACCAGCAGCAACUGCUGCAGCAACAGCAGGAGCAGGCCAUGGCACAGGCGCAAGCGGCCAUGAGCGGGCAGCUGGGGCGGCAAGCGAGCAAGCGGCAGCAACCAACCCCGCCAUCUUCGCAGCACCAGCACUUGCAGCAAGCGGAUCCGACUGGAGCCAAUCGGAUGCUACAGGCGCAGCAAGCUAGGCUUGCGCAACCGGGAUCGAGGCCGCGGCACAGGCCACGGCAGAGCAACGGCGUUGACGUGGUCGCCGCCCUGAAGAAGAUAUGUUCCGAGGGCGACCCGAGAGAGAUCUAUCGCGGCUUCACCAAGAUCGGCCAGGGUGCCUCGGGCGGCGUGUACACGGGCCAUGAAAGGGGGACCAACCGGCUGGUGGCCAUCAAGCAGAUGAACCUGGAACAGCAACCAAAGAAGGACCUGAUCAUCAACGAGAUCCUCGUCAUGAAGGAGAGCUCUCAUCCCAACAUUGUCAACUUCAUCGACAGCUACCUGUGCGGAGGCGAACUGUGGGUCGUGAUGGAGUACAUGGAGGGCGGCAGCUUGACCGACGUGGUGACUUUCAACAUCAUGACCGAGGGGCAGAUCGCCUCUGUAUGCAGGGAAACCCUCCUCGGCUUGCAGCAUCUGCACUCGAAGGGUGUCAUCCACCGCGACAUCAAGUCAGACAAUAUCCUGCUCAGCAUGGAUGGCAACAUCAAGCUAACCGACUUCGGGUUCUGUGCGACCAUCAACGAGGCGCAGAACAAGCGUACGACGAUGGUCGGCACGCCGUAUUGGAUGGCGCCGGAGGUGGUUACGCGGAAGGAGUACGGCCGCAAGGUGGACAUAUGGUCGCUGGGCAUCAUGGCCAUCGAGAUGAUCGAGGGCGAGCCGCCCUACCUGACCGAGUCGCCGCUGCGCGCUCUGUGGCUGAUCGCUACCACUGGGACGCCGCAGAUCAAGAACGAGCAUGAGCUGUCGCCCGUCUUCCGCGACUUCCUGUACUUUGCGCUCAAGGUCGACCCGGAGAAAAGGGCCAGCGCUCAUGAUCUUUUGAGGCACGACUUCAUGAAACAAUGCGUCGACCUAUCCACUCUCGCGCCUUUGGUCAGGGCUGCACGAGAGGCGAGGGCGCAGGAGAAGGCCCGCAAGGGGCAAUGAACACCUUUUUUCUCCCCCCUCGGAUCGAGCUUGCAAUAUCUAUUACCUGGCUCUUUUUUCGCUUGGCGAAGUUCAUUCCUGCUAUUAUCCUGCCAGGGCUCGAUCCCGUGAAUUUCGUUGAAUUCUGUUGCAGCAAGCCUGAUUGUCGUUUCUCCUUUGACGCAAACUCUCAUGGCAAGCAGGCAGGCGGCAUAGUGCAUUGUUUUGCGAACUCUUCCAAUUUAUUUGCCUUCUGCUUUCAUUUUAUUGUCAGAUGCGGUCCUGGUUUUUUUUCUCCCUGCUUCCUCCC
Messenger RNA from Thermothielavioides terrestris NRRL 8126, 3304 nucleotides. RefSeq lists its product as uncharacterized. Lineage: Eukaryota; Fungi; Ascomycota; Sordariomycetes; Sordariales; Chaetomiaceae. The coding region runs from base 238 to 3015 and encodes 925 amino acids. The transcript is spliced from 4 exons. The record is from RefSeq and is a predicted model, not a curated record. Gene Ontology annotation, cellular component: cytoplasm. Gene Ontology annotation, molecular function: protein serine/threonine kinase activity; ATP binding. Gene Ontology annotation, biological process: regulation of MAPK cascade; protein phosphorylation; intracellular signal transduction.